This is a messenger RNA of Aspergillus pseudonomiae, 2497 nucleotides long. Its product is annotated as alpha-mannosyltransferase. Gene Ontology annotation, biological process: mannan biosynthetic process. The record is from RefSeq and is a predicted model, not a curated record. NCBI's taxonomy places the organism in Eukaryota, Fungi, Ascomycota, Eurotiomycetes, Eurotiales, Aspergillaceae. The transcript has a single exon. The coding region runs from base 440 to 1933 and encodes 497 amino acids. Gene Ontology annotation, cellular component: Golgi apparatus. Gene Ontology annotation, molecular function: alpha-1,2-mannosyltransferase activity.
UGGGUCCUCGCGCAUGGAUCAAAUAAACCCUGGAAUUUUAGCUUGUCUGGAGUUAAAUUAAAUCGUGUUUCCUCAUGACUUCGUAUUCUGAUCGCACGCCUCUUUCGUCCUCAGAGUUCUUCUCGACGUCCUCUCUUGUGUGUCCUUCGCCCCGGUCUCCCUGAAUCGAUUAUAUCAUCACUUCUUGUCGCAUACUUGCGGCGAUCUGUCUCUGAUGCGCUGACGGGCUCUUCCAAUACGUCACCUUACCGCGAUUUUCCGUUUCCCCCCUGCUGAAAAGAACUACGAUUAUAGAAAGAGUCUGAAAAUCGACAUCGACGAUUGCUCCAGAUCUCAGGGGAAAGGUUCUCGACCACAGAGGAAAAGAGAAUAAUCAAGUUACACGCAGACCGUUGAGAGAAGGGGACACAGGAAGUAGAGAGGGAGAGGGAGAGGUGAAAUGGUUUUACCUCGACCCUUUUCGCGGGUGCGAACAUUGCUGUUGGCGGCUGCACUCGCAGCUUUUAUCACAUAUUCGUUCUUGCGCUGGCAGCGUAUCUUCUAUGCGGAACAAGCGCAAUCCACGGCUACAAAGGCAGCACCAUCCAACGAGCCAGCCGUAGUAUUGACUAAGCCGGAAGGUCAUAUCAGCUUCUGGCGUCAAUUUCAGCCUCUUCUAGAUACCUACCAGCCAAGAUGUGAACCGCCACUGCGGCUGGAAAUGGCACCGUCUGUUAGGUUCGAGCAAGCAAGCCCUGACUUCCGGCCCGAGGUACUGGACAUGCUGGACGAUCAUGUUGAGACCAUGAAGCAAGCUCAUACUGGGUUUGUCGAAGAGAUUAAGGCGAAGCCACCCAUGCUACACUAUGUCCCCAACACCAGGGGAUUGGUUUCGACCGCUGGCGGCGAAUACUUACCCGUGUUGGUCAUCUCGCUUCGGAUGCUUCGCAGGACAGGCUCAGAGCUGCCACUCGAGGUAUUCCUUGCCAAUGAGGAUGAAUAUGAGACAUAUAUAUGUGAUGUGGUUCUUCCAUCUCUCAAUGCACGAUGCGUGGUGCUUUCCCAUGUCUUGGAUGCUGUUCCAAAGAUUAUGGAUAUCCAGAAAUACCAAUUCAAAUUGUUCGCCAUGAUGUUCUCUUCUUUUGAGGAAAUCCUGUUCCUGGAUGCGGACGCAUUUCCCCUACAUCAACCAGAGACACUCUUCGAGAACGAACCUUUCAAGUCCAAGAAAAUGGUUACGUGGCCAGACUUUUGGGCGACCACAAUCUCGCCAUACUAUUACGAGAUAUCAUCCCAGCCUAUGCCUUCAAACACCAUUCGGCAAUCGAGCGAAUCUGGCGAAGUGCUCCUUUCCAAGAAGGCCCACAUGAAGACACUCCUUCUCAGUGUUUAUUAUAACUUCUGGGGCCCCGAAUAUUACUACCCACUUUUGUCUCAAGGUGCAUCCGGUGAGGGCGACAAGGAAACGUUCGUUGCAGCUGCUCUAGCUCUCGGAGAAUCAUACUAUCAGGUUUCUGAGCCCAUUUGCGCCAUUGGUCACGGCACCGAGGGCGGCUUGGCUGGCUCCGCAAUGGUCCAGUUUGACCCGGUUGAGGAUUACGCCUUGACACAAAAAGGUGAAUGGCGCGUUCAUGGAUCCAAGGCUCCUGCUCCCCGAGCCUUCUUCAUCCAUGCCAAUUUCCCAAAAUUCAACCCGGCUACAGUGUUCGAGAAGCAAGCCGUCAACCCGGCUUUCGCCGAUGACGGUAGCUACACACGCGCAUGGACUAUUCCUCAAGAAGUGAUUGGAAAAUUUAGUACGGAUGUCGAAAAGCAUUUCUGGAAAGAAAUUCUCUGGACAGGCUGCGAGCUCGAGAAUAAAUUCAGUUCCUGGAAGGGUCACAAGGGCAUCUGCGCGGGAGUGAAAAAGUACUGGAAUGCAAUCUACAUGGACAAGAAGUCUCCAAAGAUAUAAGCAGGCUGGAACGUCCUAGCUUGAGCGAUCUUUGCAAUGGUUCCUUCACCAUGUCACUGCUGUGUAUUUCGUCCGUGGUGAACAAAUCUAUCACAGUAUUUGUCCCAAAACAUGUUAGUGCUCACGCUGGCUAUGUGGACACUGCUUUUUGCCCCGGAUGACACCGCAUCCUUUGCCCUUACUUCCCGUCAUUCUUUUGGUCGGGUCGGAUUGAUAAGACCUUCACGAACAUAGUGAGUGCACAAAUGUUGCCUCGGAAUGAAUGUGUCAUUUCGAAGAACCGGCACCACAUUUAUGAAACGUGAUGGCGCCUCAAAACGUCCAGAGCGCGGGAUACAUUCCUUGCAGCCCCCAGCUUCUCCGGCUUAGAAGACUCGGGUCACUUUGUGGAAGUUUUACGCAUGGUAUGCUAACUGGGUCUGCUAAGAAGCAACCAAGCUUCAACUUGCCGCGGCUACCCAGGCAUAUACUAAUGACUUUGUUAAAUUUGUAUGCAUAUAUUAGCGUCAAUUAAUUGGAUCGGUAGUACAUACACUGUAGUAUAUUAUUCUAUAGUGAUACCAG